UAUAUGUAUAUGUAUACAUAUGUAUGAAGUGUUCCUUUGCUGUAGUUCCUUUUUAUUUCUCUUCUACUCGUUGUCAAAAUAAAUUCUAUACGAACGUGGAAAGUAAGCAAAUGCAACGAAGAAGCAUUAUAUUUUAGAAUUUAAUAUUAAAAUGAUUUGUACGGACUAUUACAACGCUAAUCAUAAUAUUGGGUUCGACAGGGAAGAAGGCAUUCAUGAUGAUAAUGAAGCUGAAGGAUACAGCAAUGACGACGAGAACACCAACUCGGAACUAUUUAUCCGCUUGACAGAUAUGGUUCGUAAGCAUUACUGUAAUUAUUUGGAGAAGCAACUGCUUGAAAAUGUACAGGCUUGGCACGCAAACAUAACUCAAAAGUGUGAUGCGGUCUCUAACUCUGAGCUUCCGAUUGAGAAGGCGGCCGUGGAGGAGUGCUGUCGUGUGCUGGAGGAUAGGGCAUUAAAGUCUUGUAUGCAUGCACGCCGCUACCAACGUACUAUGUUAAAGAUUAUAGCUGAAGUUCGCCGCAAUACACAAGAAAAUCGUUUAGAGGGAAAAUUAAAGAGUUUUAUUGAUGCGAAUGAAGGCAAUAGGCUUUUAUGCACUCAUAAGCAGAAAGCGACACAAACUGACGAAAGCAUGUUUUCCUUUGAUUAUGAUCCUCAAAGUUCAACAACAGAAGCCCCGAUCAAUAUUUCCAGUAGUCCUUGUAGUUUAUCGUUGGAACAAAAAAUAGAAAUGUUUCAAAACCGUCUCAAUCAAGAAACUGUAGCUAAAGUCGCAGCCACACAUAAGAUGUGCAGACCAAGGAUAUCGCGACGCACGCUACAUAAACUUUCAAAGAACCAUCACCCCACUCAGAGCAGCAAUAAUAAAAUGUCACAAGACAUAAGUUGCUGUGAGCAAAUUCAAAAGAGUUUGGGCGAAGACUCAAAAUUAGAAUCGACUAAAGACACUUCAAAAAUUAUACAUGUUGCAAGCUCGGCAAAGCUUAAGGAGGUGACUGAAGUAAAUACAUAUUCCUUAACAAGCAAUUGCACGCCGAUAUUGCAAUCUCAUGCUAAUAGCAUUGGACUAGAACAGGAUGAUGAAAUCGCUAAGGAAUUAGACCAACUAUUUAGCGAGGAAAAGUCAGAGUUAGAGGAAUUACUUGGUCUCAAUUCGAAUUCUGAAUUGGAUGAUCCAAACGUGCGCAGUGUAUUGGAAGAGAUUGAAAGUGCAACGUUAGUACAUGAUUUAAAACAAAAUUCUAUUAAACAUCAGCAAACUAUAAAUUAUUCCUCAGAUAAGGAAGUAUCGCCAAUUAACGUAGUUAAUUCGCCGCAGCAACAUGUGUCCUUAUCAUGUCAUACUGAACGACCAGUUUCAAAUAUGCGGCACAGUUUAUGGCCUUGUGAAUUGUAUAUGCAACGGCGUCGUUUAUCAGAGUCAUUGAGUCGAUUACUGGAAGAAGAUUUUCGCUGGCAUGAUCUCAUCAAAUGGAAGUUUCAAACAGUUUUUGGUGACGAUAGCGAUGACGAAUUUGCGACAUGCAGUCCAUCGAUUGAACUAAACGAAGUGCUCAUAUGCAGUUGCAUUCGUCGUAUCUCGCCAUGGAUGGUGAAACAUUUAAUGAAACCGAUGCGUGCUGGACUCAUAGCUAAUCGCUUUUUAUUUAAAAAAUUGGCAAAACGUUUGGCGCAUUCUAUAGUUUUAGAAAAUCAAUAUCCGGAUGAACGUUUUAUUAAACACGCAGUGGAGGAGUACUUUUGCCUGCAUCAGGCUGUCGUCAGUAUGGAGGACUUGGCCAGUAUGCCCAGUCUAACCACAAUCAAUGAUAAUUUAAAUUUUUAGAAAUUUUAAAUUAAUAAUAAAUCACACAACGCCCGGAAACCAGGUCGAUCACAGAUAAUUAAUCCUUAGAAUCCCUUUAUAUCUUGAGCUGCAAUAACAAUAACGUCAUGAAUUGUCCCUCACUAUAUUAUUUUCUGUUAACUGAAUACUGUUGAAUUUUUAUAUACAUAAAUAAAGGAAUUGCAUAAAUUCACAAAAUAUA
Bactrocera oleae (olive fruit fly) is the source of this 2033-nucleotide messenger RNA. RefSeq lists its product as uncharacterized. Lineage: Eukaryota; Metazoa; Arthropoda; Insecta; Diptera; Tephritidae. The record is from RefSeq and is a predicted model, not a curated record.